Molecule: messenger RNA, 974 nt
Organism: Aspergillus candidus
Lineage: Eukaryota; Fungi; Ascomycota; Eurotiomycetes; Eurotiales; Aspergillaceae
Product: calmodulin
Exons: 5
Coding region: 206-655 (149 amino acids)
Biological process (GO): spindle pole body organization
Cellular component (GO): central plaque of spindle pole body
Molecular function (GO): calcium ion binding; enzyme regulator activity
Source: RefSeq, a predicted model, not a curated record
ACCUAACCCCCCCCACUAACGAAAUAACAGACUAAACCAUCGCGGCUCCUACUCAUCCACUACCAACUCCUCACCACCAAACUACCCGACUGAAACUCAACCUCACCAACUCCCGUCCUCCCUCUUCUAUUUAUUUUCCUUCCCAUCCUAUUCCCCUCACGCCUUAUCCCUCAACCCCUCCCCCUUUCCCAUCUAAUCUAUCAUCAUGGCCGAUUCUCUCACUGAGGAGCAAGUCUCCGAGUACAAGGAGGCCUUCUCCCUCUUCGAUAAGGAUGGCGAUGGACAAAUCACCACCAAGGAGCUGGGCACCGUCAUGCGGUCGCUGGGCCAGAACCCCUCCGAGUCGGAACUCCAGGACAUGAUCAACGAGGUUGACGCGGACAACAACGGCACCAUCGAUUUCCCUGAAUUCCUCACCAUGAUGGCUCGUAAGAUGAAGGACACCGACUCGGAGGAGGAGAUCCGGGAAGCGUUCAAGGUCUUCGAUCGCGACAACAACGGCUUCAUCUCCGCCGCGGAGCUGCGCCACGUCAUGACCUCCAUCGGCGAGAAGCUGACCGACGACGAGGUUGACGAGAUGAUCCGCGAGGCCGACCAGGACGGCGACGGCCGCAUCGACUACAACGAGUUCGUGCAGCUCAUGAUGCAAAAAUAAACGCACCAGUCAAGUUAGUGAAGCGGUGGAAGUGGGGGUAAAGACUGUGUUCAUCUUGCACCGUCUCGUUCGAUCGCUUCGUCUACCUUUGGCUGGCGAUUUGGCAGGACGGCUUGCAUUUGGACGCGACUUGUCUUCUUGUGUUGGAGACGGAUGAGGGACCCAUAAUGGCUGAUAGGGAAUUUAUCUCUCGUUUGGAUCAUCUCUCGAUGACGUGGACGUCAUCUCCGUCUUCAGGCUGGGUUUUGUUUGUUUAUCUAUCUAUGUCCAUAUUGCCACCUCCCUGCAUUUCCGAUUGAACCGUGUUUUAGCCCAUGUC